CCAAUUCCAGGAAACCCGGCAAAAGGAGUCGGUGGACGAGACUGUUAAGUUGCCCUGGUGAUGCAAAACAGAGGUCACGACCUCUGAACUGUCUCAUUUCAACGCCUCGUUCCUAGCAUCUUCGGGGGAUAUUUGUGUACUAUGGUUACACUAAAUCGAUUAGAUCUUCUCAAUCUAUGCUGAUUAUCGCCUCAAACGGCGCAAUAAAUGUACAAGAAAGCCCGACCCAAAUUUCAGAACGCCGCCGCAAUGUAAAAAGCACUUUUUCGAACAAACCAAUCGCUACACCAAGUGCAUUCGCUGCUGCGCCGCUGCCAUGUCCCACCGGGACAAUUACAAACAACGCUCUUCAGACGAAAGACCCCAACUCAGACUUGAAAUGUCCUCGAGGAGGGGGGGCUCGGCCCCGCGUCGACGAAGAACCAUUUGCUCUCCGGUUGCUUGAUGCGGACCGAGAGUGGGUGGACGCCUUCAAGGCUGGUGGUGACCGCGUUUCCUCUUCCUCAAUGACAUGCAGCCCAGCAUCUUCGCUUGAGCUCGUUGAUGAUGUAUUGGUCCGAUCGGACGAGGUCGAGUGCUGGUGCAGCCGGAGCCGGGCACCGACCAGGGAAUCCCCUGCCUCGUCGUCUUCAGCCUGCAUCAGCUCCUGUGCUUGGGCUGCGAGUUCGGCCCCUUCGAGGAGCUCCGCGUGGGAAAGUGUCCUGAAUGGCUAGGAGACUUUGUGUGCAGCACGGGUCGGCCGCCAGGGGACGACACCACGGAAAUUGCAUCUGGAGACAGUUGAUCAUAGUAGUAGCUGUCCGUGGGAGU
Molecule: messenger RNA, 810 nt
Organism: Microdochium trichocladiopsis
Lineage: Eukaryota; Fungi; Ascomycota; Sordariomycetes; Xylariales; Microdochiaceae
Exons: 3
Coding region: 177-713 (178 amino acids)
Source: RefSeq, a predicted model, not a curated record